CAUUGUUAGAAAUUUAAUUAUAAUAAUAAAACAAAAGAAGAAAAACAAAAAAAAUAAGUGGCACCUCGCCCCGCAUAUGGGCCGGCCAAAGGACGCGCACAUAUAGAAGGUCUCCCUUAAGGGCUGGAUAAGAGCAUUGCACAUUCCCCUCAAUACAAAAAAGGAGCAUUGCACGUGCUGCCAAUGCUUCAAAAAAUGAAACUUUUUUGCAGGAGAAACUCUACAAGUCAAGUUUUUUUUUUUUUUGAGGGGUCUCUACGAGUCAAGUAGCCACGCACCUUUUCACCUAAAAAAAAAAGUAGCCACGCACUUGGGCACUCCGGCCAGCCCACUAUAUAUACGGCACAUGCAUGUAUGUAUGCAGAGCAGGACUCAUUCAUUUCCCUCUUCAGUUCGUCUACUGGCCAGUUAAAAACUACAGUUGGAUGAAGAAUUUCAAUCCAGCAGCUGUCGAGAGGAAGAGAGGGCGGCGAUGGUGCCGCCGCCUCCUGCAGCCCGGGAGGAGAUCGUCGAUGAUCCGCCGGCGGAGCAUCAGCCGUCGCCGUCAUCGGCAACGAAGCCGUGCUGGAAGACGACGACGAGCAGCGGCGCUGGAGUGGUCAUCGGCACCCUUAUGUUUCUUGCUUUGCUCGUCGGCACCAAUUGGAUCCACCAUGACGCUGGUCAACAGUACUACUCGUUCCACCCGGUCACCGACGGCGGCAGUUUCAGUCGGCAUGGACGUGCUACUGGCCGCACCCGCUCAUCCACGGCGCCCCUCGUACACAUACCCUUCAGCUGCGGCAACGACACGUCGUCCCCGUCACUCUGCCGCCGCCGCGCAUCACCGCCAGCACCAUCACCAUCACCAUCAUCAUCCUCAUCAUCACAGAAACAAUACUCCCCGGGCGUGCCGCCACCUUGGUGCCCGGACUACUUCCGCCACAUCCACGCGGACAUGGAGCCGUGGCGCCCAACGGGGAUCACGCGAGACGCGGUGGAGCGCGCCCGGCCCAGUGCGGAGUUCCGGCUCGUGGUGGUCUCCGGGCGCGCCUACGUGGAGAAGUAUCGCCCAUCGUUUCAGAGGCGGGAUAUCUUAACGCAGUGGGGCAUCCUGCAGCUGCUCGCCCGCUACCCCGACCGCGUGCCGGACGUCGACAUCAUGUUCGGCACCGGCGACGUGCCCGUGUUGCGCGCCGCCGACUACCCUGACCAUUCCACCGCGCCGCCGCUCUUCCGCUACUGCAAGGACGGGACGGAGCUGGCCAUCCUCUGGCCCGACUGGUCCUUCUGGGGCUGGCCUGAGGUCAACGUUCGGCCAUGGGGGGCGCUAAUGGAGGACUUCGUCCGAGAGAACGGGCGCCUGUCGUGGCCAGACAGGGAGCCCUACGCGUUCUGGAAGGGCAACCCCGACGUCUCGCCGGUCCGCCGCGACCUCUUCCGGUGCAACAACGACUCCGCCGCCGGCAAGGAAUGGAACGUGCGGGCGUUCAAGCAGGACUGGAACGCCGCCCACCGCAACGGCUUCAGGGACUCCGACCUGGCGAAGCAGUGCCGGUACAGGUACAAGAUCUACGUGCAGGGACGGGCGUGGUCGGUGAGCGAGAAGUACAUCCUCGCCUGCGACUCGCCGAUGCUGGCCAUCGACACGCCCUUCCAGGACUUCUUCACCCGGGGGCUAGUCGCCGGCAAGCACUACUGGCCCAUCGACCCGGCGCGCAAGUGCGCCGCCAUCAAGUUCGCCGUGGACUGGGGCAACGCCCACCCAGGGCAGGCGCGGCGUAUGGGAGAAGAAGGCAGCGGGUUCGCGAGGGAGGAGAUGGGCAUGGACUACGUAUACGAGUACAUGCUCCACGUGCUGACGCAGUACAGUGCGCUGCUCCGGUACAAGCCCACCGUGCCCGAGAAAGCCGUGGAGGUCUGCGUCGAGUCCAUGGCCUGCCCCAGACGUGGCCGUGAGAGGGAGUUCAUGAUGGAGUCCAGGGAGAGGUACGUGGCCGGGCGCGAGCUGUGCACGCUGCCGCCGCCGUUCACUACCGAGGAGGUAAGGGAAAUGGCUGUCAGGGACGAGCAGGUGCGAAGCAAACUACUCCAGAUGGAGGAGGGACACUAGCUAGACGGCAUUCAUGAAUCUGAUUACUUACUUCAUUUAGCAUGAAUUGCCCCCCCCUCCCCCCCCCCUCUUUAACUCGUGCGUAUUCCACAAGAUUUAGCAUGAAUCGUCGAAUAAAGAAUAAUGUAAAAGGAAUUCAAGGACGCUCUUGAUGUGAGGAUUUAUGAGGAGCGUCCACUUGCUAA
Molecule: messenger RNA, 2277 nt
Organism: Aegilops tauschii subsp. strangulata
Lineage: Eukaryota; Viridiplantae; Streptophyta; Magnoliopsida; Poales; Poaceae
Source: RefSeq, a predicted model, not a curated record